Molecule: messenger RNA, 801 nt
Organism: Lactuca saligna
Lineage: Eukaryota; Viridiplantae; Streptophyta; Magnoliopsida; Asterales; Asteraceae
Source: the annotation of a GenBank genome assembly
GAAGCAUUGUUCCAAGCAAGUGGUUAAAGCUUUGGGAUCAAUUUGUAGGUGCCUCCAUUUGUUGAAGAAAGCAACAUCAUGUCUAUUGAUAAAAGCUGGACUACUAAUCCAUAUCGAAACCAUCCCGAGUUCCAAGCAGGACUCAAAGCUUUUAUUGAGAAGUCGAAGUUGCACGUUGAUAGUAAUGGUAAAAUCAGAUGUGCGUGUGAAAGUGAGUUUACGCCAACUCAAGAAAGAGCUACGUUCGAGAAAGUAUUAGGAGAGCGACGUGGCCACAUUAGAGGCAUUGGCCGCAAACCUUCUGGUCUCCCGACGAUUCCACAGCCUUCGCAACCAUCACAACCACCAUCACAACCAUCACAGUUGGAAAAUCUUCGUGCAAUGCUCGCCGACCCGGCAUGUAGGGAUGAGCUUUAUUCGUUUUUUCAAUCCCAAAACAAUCAAGGAAACGAUGGGAACGGUGAUGAGGGUAUUUAUCAUUACCGGCGACACUUUUGCCGGCGACACUAUUACCGGCGACAAAUGUCAUUCCCGGCGACAACAUUAUUAGCGGCGACAAUUGUCAGUAGCGGCGACAUACUAAUAGCGGCGACUAUUAUCUUUAGCGGCGACAAACUGAUCAAUAGCGACGAGGCAGUACCAGCGACUCAUUACCGGCGACGCGUCGCCGCUAUUAUCAGUACCGGCGACAUUUGGGACUUUUACCGGCGACUUUUGUCGCCAGUAAUGGCCUUUUUCCUUGUGGUGUCCGUUAACAACAACAUAAUUGCCAUGGGGGUGGGGCAACUUUGUUGGGCCUAG